This is a messenger RNA of Purpureocillium lilacinum, 1968 nucleotides long. RefSeq lists its product as uncharacterized. The record is from RefSeq and is a predicted model, not a curated record. NCBI's taxonomy places the organism in Eukaryota, Fungi, Ascomycota, Sordariomycetes, Hypocreales, Ophiocordycipitaceae.
AUGUCUCUGUUUACGUGGUGCUCGCGACGGGCAGGCGGCCUUAGCAUGGUAGCGCUGAUUAUACUUUGCUAUCAUGUAAUCUCGCAGGCUUGGACUCUGGAGCGGCACGGCAGUGGCAAGAUAAGCCCGUCGUCUCAAGCACCUACCCAAUACUCGCCCACCCCGAGCCCCGGCCCGGGCAUUUGGACCUUGGUCUUUGCCUACUACUGCCUGUUGAUUCACGUCCUUGUCUUUGCCUUCCCUCUGCGCGCCUGCUGGUCGGUCUGGGAUAUCACUCGAUCUCUCAAGCAGUCUGUGCGGAGCAAUGCGGCGUUGGACAGGUUGAGGGGGAACGAUGCUGGCCGACGCGGGUCAUGCGCCUCCAUCUCAAGCGCCGAGACGUUGACAUCCGAGACAAUGACAUCGGAAAGUAACGCCAUUUCAUCGACCACUAGCGAUACGAGCAACUUCGUCUUCGACAGGUAUACAGACGCUGCCAACUGUUCGCCGUGCUCGAUUAUCCACGCCAUCAUCAUCCCCAACUACAAGGAGGAGCUGGACACCCUCAGGGAGACGCUAGAGGUUCUGGCCUCUCACCCGCAGGCGCAUUAUUCGUAUGAUAUUUAUCUCGGCAUGGAGCACCGCGAGACCAACGCCGAAUCCAAAGCCCUUGGCCUUAUCGAGGAGUUUUCGAAAAGGUUUCGGUCGAUCGACUACACACUUCAUCCUGCUGACAUUCCCGGCGAAGCCGCUGGGAAGGGUAGCAAUGUGGGGUGGGCGGCCAGGACACUGAGCGCAAAAUAUCCCAUGGCUGCGCGCCGGGAUGUCAUUGUCACGGGAAUCGACGCCGAUAGUCAUCUCUCCCCGAGGUACUUUGCCAACAUUACCAGCAUGCACGUGGCAUACCCAGACACAGCAACGACGACCUUGUAUGCGGCACCAAUAAUAUUUGACCGCAACGCCCACAGUGUGCCUGCCAUUGUCCGCGUAGCAGACAUCUUGUGGGGUGCCGCUGGCAUGUCUGGUCUGUACCGUGGCUCGGCAGUUGCGCCACCGACCUCCGUCUACUCCUUGCCCCUGGAGCUUGUUGACCGAGUGGGAGGCUGGGACUGCGAUGCCGAGGCCAUUGGCGAGGACCUGCACAUGUACCUCAAGUGCUUCUUUGCGCUCAACGGCAAUCUCACCUGUCGCACGGUUCUGAGCCCGGUGAGCCAGACCAAUGUCACCGGAGGGGGCAAGGGCGGCAUCCGAGGAACCAUUGUCGAUAUGAGGGCCCGAUACAAGCAGGCCAUUCGGCACAUGUGGGGGGCCUUGGAUACGGGCUUCGCCAUGCGGCAGGUCGUGGACAUGUGGCAGGAGCGGAAGCACACAUGCCGCGCUUUCCGGCCCCUCCACCAAACACAAGGCGAUGGCCCUAGUUGCUACACCCCGGAAGCGCAGUUCGACGGCGGUUCCGAGCGGUUCCAAGAGGAUGCCUUUUCCGACGUGUCUCAGGGCUCCCUCAAGGAGCUUCAUUGGGAAAACAUAUUCUACCUGUUCCACCGCCUGUUCGAGGCUCACUUCCUUCCGGUUCAUAUGACGAUCGUUGUACUGGCCUCGGCGCUGUACGUGUGGGCCACGGAUGGCACUGACGACUUGGAGCAGCUCGGGUGGAUCUUCUCGCUGUGCACCGUGCUUCGUACCAUGGGCUUCAUGGAGAUAGCGUGCUACAUGUUCCUAUACGAGAGCUUUCACCGGACGUGCGUUACGACGCGCGAGAGGGAUAUGACAGCUGCCAAACUCGCCGACGGCAUGUGCUUCUCGCACCGAUCCAUGAAGAAGAACUUCAUGGACUACGUCUUGGUGCCCCUAGUUGCGCCUCUUUACGGAGCUAUCCCCUGUGCGCAGGCGGAAAUCUGUCACUUUUGGACCGUCGAAUUGGUGUAUACGGUCAGCAAGAAGGUCACGAGACAAAGAGCGACACCCCUCAUGCCGGAGAACUUGGUCUGA